This is a messenger RNA of Triplophysa dalaica, 6355 nucleotides long. It is a transcript of the gene prdm2a, whose product is annotated as PR domain containing 2, with ZNF domain a. The record is from RefSeq and is a predicted model, not a curated record. The transcript is spliced from 3 exons. Gene Ontology annotation, molecular function: DNA-binding transcription factor activity; RNA polymerase II cis-regulatory region sequence-specific DNA binding; histone deacetylase binding. Lineage: Eukaryota; Metazoa; Chordata; Actinopteri; Cypriniformes; Nemacheilidae. The coding region runs from base 242 to 4669 and encodes 1475 amino acids. Gene Ontology annotation, biological process: regulation of transcription by RNA polymerase II; cell fate commitment. Gene Ontology annotation, cellular component: cytoplasm; nucleus.
UUAAAACAAAAGAUUUCCAGUCGCGUAAAUGCAAACAGUCGGCGCUACCAAACAGGUGCAUGAAAUCUCGCACAUGCGCAGUGCAGUCAGUGCAGUCUACCAGCGAUCAACGCGCGUGCGACUGCAGCAACGAAAGUGCUGCGCGUGCCCACCACACUAGAGCAGCGAGGCGUCACAACAAAGCUGGGUGUCUCACCUAAACACAAAGCAAGAAACAUCAGACCAGGAUAGUUAAACAGAGAUGUGGAGAUCGAAUGACAUUUUGGUAGAGGAGAGACCAAGUAUGUCAUCCGCCGAUUUUCUACAGCAACCUGAGCUUCAUCAUGCACAUCCUCACGAAGCAGCAGUUUGCAGCAUUAUGGAGCAAGAGGAAGAAAAGAUAGUUGAAGGUAUAGAGGAAGAAACAGAUGAGAACAUGGAUUGUAAAGACAAACAGACCGUCCAGUCCAUCCAGAGCACCAGCCUACCUGUAUCUCAUAGCCUAGCUAAUCAAAUUCAAGCAAAUGCUACUGAGAAUGCAACAAAUAUACAACAAAUAUACAACCCGGUUGGUAAACACCAGGCUUCCUGUAAAUUGCCCUGUCCUCGCUGUGAGAGAAGGUUCACGAGUAGUCAAGGCCUAGAACGCCACAUGCAAACACACGCUCACACACAGCACUAUAAAUGCAGUCGCUGCAGAAGGACCUUCAGUACGCUAUUUAGUCGUCGGAGGCACGAGAAAAGACACGAAAACCGAAACAGAAAGCCGGAUCAUCGCUCAAACACCACCUACGGUGUCAGUCAGAAUGUGCCUGGCAGUAGUGUACCUGUGAACACUGUAAACCUGUCUAAAGGAGACAAGGUAUUACCAAACCCAGAUUCAGUGAAGUACACUACAUCUGAUGGUAAACAGAAGGGAGCUUCCAAUAAAAACAAUGAUGCCAAAGCCUCAAACCUUUGCAAGUACUGCAAAAAAGCUUUUAGGACAAAUACGAGUCUAAGGAGACAUCAACGGAGGAUCCAUGAGUUCCAACUUCUUCCUAAAAGAGUCUGUAAGAACGUCACAAUCACACAAGAAUCUGAGGGAGAAAAGCUUGUUGAACCCUUACAGGACUCUCAAACUACCAGCCCACAGUGUAUGGAGAACAACAGUCAGGAAAGAGAGUACAUGGUUGACAUCUCUAGCAACAUUUCCGAGAAUCUCAGCUUUUACAUAGAUGGCAAAAUUGUAUCGACAAGCGCUGUAAGUAACUGUGGGAUGAUUCAGAUGACCUCAGAGGGCUCUGUUAUUGGGUUGAAUGCUAUUAUCAUUAGUCCUGCUCAAAUCUCACAGGCUCUUAACAUAGAAGCCAAUACUUGCACCUCUGACCUGUCCGGGCAAUCCUCAACCAAACGCAGAACUUCCACCCCACCUCUACUCCCACAAAUAAAAACAGAAUUGGAAUCCGAAUCCAUCUUAACAGCCUCAUCGUCUUCUCUGUCUUUGUCACUGACCUCUACAUCAGGAACUACACUGGUAGCAACUCAUCUGCCCGAGUCUACGGAGACCGUUGCCUUCCACGGGGAAAGAACUGUCUAUCUGUCUCCCAAACUCAAGCAGCUCCUCCAGAAUCAGGAUGGCAAACCAGCAAUUGCUCUAAUUACAGAAGGCCAGAAGCUGGGCGCUCCAUUAUCUCUAACUGUUUUACCUCCAACAACAAAAUUUAAGAGACGAACAACAUCCCCUCCCAGUUCCUCACAACAAAGCACUGAUUUGAGUGUAGAAAGUGUCAUUCCAGAUCUUGACUCUGCAGAAACCGAGGAUUCAAAGUUGGAUAACCAUAAAUCUCCGGGGUUGAGUUUUCCAUGCAAUGCUGGAGUGGGACAUUUGAACCUGAUCACAAAGAACUCUGAUGGAGUUAAUAUGCAACACGUUUUGCCACUAAACUGCUCUGUAUCAAUAACUGGUGGAAACUCUUGCAAUCAACAGCCAUUGGACCUCUCCAGCUCAAUGAGCAAUGCGGCCUUAGCAGAGUCCAUUUUAGAUUUAAGUGUUGGUGGAAAGAGCAUAGAUUGUGACUCAGAAGGAGUCUACCUCACUCAGCCUGCUUUUAGGAAAACUAAACCCAACUCUGUUAUGCUUCAGAAGGUUCUUAUGAAUGAGUGUAGUGGUGUAGACAUUCCCUCUGUUGAUGUUCCUGCUACAGCAGACGUCUUUGGUGGUCCUGACAUAACAAACUUUGCAGUCAUGGCACUGCCUGAUUCAGGUCUGCCGAACCCUGAAAAACUUUUGUUUGAGUUUACUCUUCCUUCUGCAUCACUUGAUUCAACCACGUCUUUACUUGCUCCUGUCAAUAUCCAUACAGCUGCUCAAAUCCCUCCAACUCAAGCGGUAUCUUCUUCCUCUCCACCUUUUGUAUCCUUUCUACCUACUCCUACAGCGGAGCCCAAUCAAAUUCAAACCCUUUGCUCCACACUCUUGGUAUCUGACACUGUGCCACCCACAAGCAACGUGGAAGACUGUAUUGACUAUCCUGUACAUCUCACACAGGGAGAUUUUAAAGUGACAAUCCCUGACUGGGUGAGCUCUGCUCCUGGGGGUGUGACCCACACCCUUAUACCUGCAGCCCCUUCAAUGAAUUUACAAGGCCCUCAUUGGGUCUCAGAUCCAGCUUUAGGUGAGCUAGCCCAAAGAACAUUGGUAGUAGACUCUGUGUUAGCUUCUGAUGUGCAGAUGUUCCCUCCCUCUCUGCCUGUAGACCAAUCUGGCAUCACUCCCUUGACCUUUCCCACAAACACUGUUGUGAUUGAAUAUACUGUUGCACUGCAAUCUACUGAAAACAUUUUGCCUUCCCUUCCAGCAAAUUCUGUUCAGUGUGUCUCUGACAAUAUAUCUGUAAAUACAAUAACACAGCAAGAGCAUCAAUCACAGCCUCUCAGUCUUGAAAACACCAUUCCGUUGCUAACCACGCAGUCAACACCAGCAGAGAUGUCAUCAACGUCUACAGAUGGCACACCAACCCUUACUGCUUCCAUCAGUGCUGUGAAAGAAGAGAGCAAGGAGGAAGGGAUGCUUAACUCAGUCAGCCCUGCCAAUGCUAAUAUUCAAACUUCUGACUACUCUGAACAGGACAACAAAGUGGAAGAUGAAUUAUCUCCCCUGAAUUCUUUUUGCAAGAACUUCAUGUGCAAUGUUUGUGAGCAGCCCUUUCAGUCUAUGAAGAGUCUCAGUCAACAUGUAAGGGAGCACUCCAAGGAGUGGCCGUAUAAAUGUGAAUUUUGUGUGCAGUUGUUUGACAGUGACACAGGUUUGCUGGAGCACCGUUCCAGUUAUCACGGCAUCGGUAAAAUCUACGUCUGCAAAACAUGUUCUAAGGAAUUCGCUUUCCUCUGCAACUUGGAGCAGCAUCAGCGAGAUCUUCAUCCUGGUCAGGAGUGCUCACACACCGAGGCUGUGCAUGGCAAACUAAGGCCAGAAAAUCAUAACAAUCCCAAAGCUGACAUCAAUGCAAACCUUCCCCUCAUAGAAGGUAAACGAAAAUCUGACAACACAACCUCAAAAGCAGAGGUGGGUGACUUGGGCUCGAACUCUACCGAAGAGUUGUACACCACAAUAAAAAUCAUGGCAUCUGGAGGGGUCAAGCCGAAAGCCCCAGAUGUACGACUGGGAAUUAAUCAACAUUACCCAAGUUUCAAACCGCCUCCGUUCCCGUACCAUAACCGGACACCAACUGGGACAACAGUGGCAUCUGCUACGAACUUCACAACCCACAACAUCCCUCAGACCUUCAGCACGGCCAUUCGGUGCACAAAGUGUGGCAAGAGCUUUGACAACAUGCCCGAACUGCACAAGCACAUAUUAGCAUGUGCUAACGCUAGCGACAGAAAGCGUUACACUCCUAAGAAGAACCCCGUACCACUUAAGCAGUUUGCGAAAGCGCAAAAUGGAGUGUUAUCACCUGCAAAGAUUGUAAAUAGUAGACAAAAUUUUACAAAGAAGAUAACCUUCCAUGAAUCAUCAGUCAAAAUGAAUAUCCUGAAUAAGAGGAAAUCUCGACUGAUGCAAAAGGGCAGACCUGCAGGGGGAAGAAAGGCCUUUGCUCAAGAUGACCUGGGGGUUUAUGCAUGUCCUCACUGCAGCAGAGAGUUCACGUAUACCGCCAGCUUAAAGAAACACAUAGCUUUUAGCUGCCCCAUGAGACCUGCCAUUGGAAAUCCAAAGAAAAGAAACCACUGCAUCGUUUCAGCCCAAGAGAACAACAGAAGCCUUCGGAGACAGAUAGCAAAUCCACAUGGAUCGAACCACGAUCCAAAGAUGAUAACAAAGAGUCAAAUCAACAAGCCAAACACAUCAGUCGACACCACUCAGAAUAUAAGACUUAAAAGAUCCACUGUUCUGUCGACGUCUGUUGUUCAGUCUAGUAAAAAGGGCAGCUUCAUACCGCAGAUAGUCCUCUCCUCUUCUGCUCAGGUAAACUCUCAGGAAGCGGCUGUUCGGGUACAUGUUUUAGGGAAUAAAGUGGAGCAGAGAGUGGAGGAUGUGAAGAUACAGCCCAGAAGAGAGGAGUGUUUGUCUCUGAGGUUAAGGGAGAGAGCAGGUGGACCUGUUACUCGUAGCGUGCAGCAGUCCACCGCCACAACAGGAUUCCUUAAACACUCGGACAGUCACAACAUCAUCGUGCGUCCUGUGGUUUUACAAGUCAAGAAAUAAAAAUUGUGAAAUGAACAGAAAAUAUUGAUGUUAGCUAUUGUAUUGUGACUGUAUAUUUUUUAAAGCUUAAUGAAUCAACACCUAUAGGAUUUUCAGUCAAAUAGUAUGAACGUGAUCAUCUGACCAACUAGUCUUGUGUAAAUAUUUUUGCUCAUUCUGAUGUAGAGGGUGCUCACCCCCAUAUAUUUGUAUAUUUAUUGUGUGUUAAAAAGAGCUCAUCAACUUUGACAACACAGUGUUUAAUUCAUAAAAGUGGUGUGUUUUUUAUUUAUUGUAAGGUGGCAGUUUUGAAGGUACAAGCCUUCAGUCCAACAGCAGCGAUAAGCAGGUUCGGUGCGUUGGAUUGGAAAAAAACCUGUUUAAAUGUAACGAAUAAUGUAGGCCUCUGUUAACAGAUUACAAAAAAACAUACAAAUGUCAUUUUAGAGAGUAUAGUUUUACAUUUCUGGGAGAGUGAUGGUCUCUUGCACUUUAUACGUCAAAGCUAUUCAGUUUCAUUCUUGUUGAGCCACCGAACUGUUGAGUUUCAGUCUCUUAUUUUUGUUACACGUAAAAGGAUCGAGAACUCAAAGGAAUAGUUCACCUUCAUAAAGAAAAUAUUGUCAUCAUUUACUCACCCCGUUGUCACUUUAAACCUGUGUGAUUUUCUUCUGCAAAACACAAAAGAAGAUAUUUUGAAAAAUGUUGGUGACCAAAAACCAUUGGUCCCAUUGACGUUUAUGGACCAGACAAAUCCAGUGUUCUGUUACCAACAUUUUUCAAAAUACCUUUUAUGUUCUGCAGAAGAAAGAUACUGAUACAGGUUUGAAAUGUCAAGAGGUCGUCUAAAUAAUGACAGAAUUUUCAUUUUAUAGUUGGACUAUGCCUUUAAGGAUUUCUUUUUAAAGCAGGGUUAAAGGGAUACUUCACCAAAAUAUGAAAAUUAUGUCAUCAUUUACUCACCUCUGAGUUGUUCCAAAUCUGUAAAAAUGUUGUUGUUCUGAUGAACAAAGAGAAAGAUAUUUGGAAUAAUGCUUAGGACUAGACAUAUGUUGCCCCCCAUUGACUCCCAUUGUAGGAUAAAUGACUUUACAUUUUGAAGAAUGUAUGACAGCAACAGUUCUGGGGCACUUUUGACGACCAUUGUAUUUUUUCCUAAUAUGGUAGUCAAUCGGGGGCAAAAUCUGUCUGGUAAUAAGCAUUCUUCCAAAUAACUUUCUCUGUGUUCAUCACAACAAGGAAAUGUAUACAGAUUUGGAACAACUCGAGGGUGAGUAAAUAAUGACAGAAUAUACAUUUUUGGAUGAAGUAUCCCUUUAAAACUAAACUCCUGGAGCUGAUUUUAUAGCCCUUCUGUGUAGAUCAUAUUCAUCUGUGUCUGAUGCACUGCAAUAAAAUCUAUUUAUUACUACUAAUUAUUUAUUAAUGUAAAUAUUCAGUGUUUAGGGGGAAGACAAAUGUGUCUUAGUGAAGUUUACAGAUAUCACUGCAUUGUAACUGGAUUUUGUAGGUGUUGUUGUGUUUUAUUUGUUACAUGCUGUAUGUGUAGCAUGCCAGAGGUGUAAUGUAUGAAUGGUAGUGUGAGUGUUGGUGUAUCACACUCUGCAAUAUAGCACAGAUAUAUGCAGUAUAUUGAAAACAUCUGUGCUCAAAUGGCAGGGUUUAUGUAUGUUCUGUUCACAAAGAAUAUUUAAUUGUUCAAACUUC